UUAACUCUUUCCCUACCACUGACGUAUAUACACGCUUAUUUUAUCUUCUCUGUGCUCGCAGUGACGGAUAAACCCGUCUGAUAUUACCUAAACCGCAUUGUCGUAUAUAUCCGCUGUAAACAAAUACAUGCGCAAUCGUACUGACUGAUAUAUCUGCUUUUUUACACAUGUUACAUUAAAUGUGAUUGGUUAGAUUGGAGAGAUUUCCCAUCUCUGAACCAAUGAAAAUUAGUUUUAGGAAAAGUAUAUCUGUAAUACAAUACGUCAGUUUUCCAUAUUAAGUUAUCUAUUAACAAGUACAAAGGAGCUUUUCAAAGCGUUGUUUACACUAUUCGAAGCAAGUCAAGAUGGCGGAAAACAUUCUCGAUAUAUUUCUAUCAGACGAUGAAGAUUUUGAAUUUGAGGGAUUUACAAAUUCAGAAAUACAAUGGAACGGAGACAAGAAGUAUUGGAAGUGAUAUUUCUUUCUCCGAUAGUGAAGAUUCCUCCUCGUCCGAAGAAUCAGAAGAGGAAAUAGACGAAGAAACUUGGACAAGAACGCUCUCCAGACCAAACGUUGCCGAGUUUAAUGAGCAAGUUGGAGCAGCUUUUGUUUUAGAAGAACAUAAGAAAGAAUUAGAUUUCUUCCACAAAUUUUUCCCUGUUUCUUUAAUCGACAAAAUUGUAGAGGAAACAAAUCAGUAUGCAGCGCGAUGCAUUGAAACAAGGCCGGAUAAAGUGUGGGUCCCUACUACCUUUCUUGAAAUGAUGGCGUUUUUGGGAAUUCAUGUAGUAUUUUCCGUCAUAGGAGUUCCUUCGUACACCCUUGCAUGGAAGUCAUUUUGGCCCUUUGAGCUUCCAAGUAUACCUUCCAUUAUGACAAGGACACGUUUUGAGAGAAUUUCCAAAUACUUUCACAUGAACGAUACCAGACAAAAUCCACCUAAGGGACGACAAGGACAUGACAAACUGUGUCAUAUUAGACCAGUAAUUGACAAACUUUCUGAGACAUGCUUGGAAAACUACAGUCCUCAUAAAGAACAGUCCAUUGAUGAAGGAAUGAUAGCCUUCAAAGGAAGACUGUCAUUCAAACAGUACUUACCGGCCAAACCCAGAAAAUUUGGAAUAAAAGUGUGGAAGCGUGCUUCACCGCACAAUGGAUACAUACAUGAAUUUCAAGUGUACACCGGAAGAGUCGCAGAGAGAAGACCAGAGGAAGGGUUGGGGGCACGUGUGGUGAAGGACCUAACUCGGAAAUUGAUUGGAGAAUCGCAUGUGAUUUACAUGGACAAUUUUUUUUGGAGCCCAGAACUGUUUGAACGCUUGUUACGUGAAAAGAUCUACUCUUGUGGCACUGUCCGAAUAAAUCGCCAUGGAAUGCCAGAAGCCAUCAAAAGUGCCAAAUUAAAGAACAGAGGAGAAUCCCUAACAAUGCAGAAAGGCAACCUAGUAGCAACAGCAUGGAAAGACAAGAAGAUUGUGACUUACCUAAGCACAAACUGCGAUCCUACACAGACCAGAGUAGUGCAAAGACGUUAAAAGGAUGGGACCCUAAAAGAUGUGUCAACUCCAAGUGUCUCUGAGCUAUACAACAAAUAUAUGUUUGGUGUAGACUUGGCUGACCAAAAGAGGAUGCAGUAUUCCACUUGCAGAAAAGCCAAAAAAUGGUACAAGUACUUGUUUUGGUUUUGUUUUGAUGUUGCACUUGUCAAUUCCUUGAUUUGCAUGCAAGAAUCGCCAAGUCAUAAGUUGCUGACCAAAACAAACAAGGAAAAAAAGAGAACACAGUUGGACUUCCGAAUGGCAUUGGCGCAGCAGAUGAUCGGAACAUUCAGAGGAAGUAGAAAGCGUAGGGCACCUGGAGUGACGGGAAAUUGUGGGGAUGCACAUUGGCCCAUUCAAUUUGAAAAAGCUGGACGAUGUAAGGGAUGUGCAAAGCAGAACAAGAGACACGAAGUCUCUACUGGAUGCAGACAAUGUAAUGUUAGACUGUGCAUAAAGAAUGACUGCUUUUUCAAGUACCACCAAGAACUGUUAAAAUGAAUUAAUUACACUUUUUGUGUAUAUUUCAAGGAAUGCUAUGUAAAUAUUGUAAAUGAAAGCCAUUUUUGAAAUAAUUAAUUAACUUUUUGGGGUUUAUAAAAUUGAAUUUAUAAAAUUGAAACAUCACUGAAUAAAAAACUUUUUGAAUUUUUAAAAUAUUCCAAUAAAUAAAUGAGAUAUUGAGAGUUUUAUGUUUGUACCAUUCAUUCCAGCAGCAAAUCUCCUCAGCUGCAAAAUAUCUCUGGUAAUUAACCCUCACACUGCUGCUGCAGUGAGAGAUAAGAACUGUGUGUAGUAGUGAACAGCCAGAGCAGCUGUGGUAGAUAAGAAGUUAA
Messenger RNA from Ostrea edulis (European flat oyster), 2357 nucleotides. RefSeq names its product piggyBac transposable element-derived protein 4-like. The record is from RefSeq and is a predicted model, not a curated record. The transcript has 2 exons. The coding region runs from base 385 to 1518 and encodes 377 amino acids. Lineage: Eukaryota; Metazoa; Mollusca; Bivalvia; Ostreida; Ostreidae.